AUGCUCAUGGGAAGGCUAAGCAAGUGCAUUUCAUGGUACGAUUCUCGAAAAGAUCUAACCGAAAGACCUUUAUCCAGAUCUAUUGGAGUCUCAAACUUCAGUAUUGGUCAGCUCAAGCUCAUCAUCGAACAUGGCAGGAUCAUCCCCGCCGUAAACCAGAUUCCGUUCCACCCAUACAACUAUCAUGAACAAGCCGAACUGCUCAAGUUUGCAGAGCAGCAUGGGAUUAGGAUCGAAAGCUACAGCGGACUCACGCCAAUUACUAAACUACCUGGAGGACCCGUAGAUGUUGUAAUUGAGAGGAUAGCGACGCGGCUCGGCCCGAAAGCUACUCCAGCACAGGUUCUCAUGAGCUGGAUUCGUGCCAAGGGUGUAGUUGUUGUCACCACGACUUCGCGAAAAGAACGCAUCCAAGAAUAUCUGGCCACCCUAAGAUUGCCGCCCCUGACUGAGGAGGAUGUGGCUGCAAUUGAUGAGGCUGGAAAGCACCCUCCGUCUCCAGAACGCAAGAGUGGUUGUGUGCUGGCACAGCAAGAGACAUCAGGGACUACUGCAAUUGUUGCCAUGAUCCUAGUUUUGAUAGCCUUUUACUUCUUUGUCUGUUAG
Rhizoctonia solani is the source of this 606-nucleotide messenger RNA. RefSeq names its product aldo/keto reductase family protein. The coding region runs from base 1 to 606 and encodes 201 amino acids. Gene Ontology annotation, molecular function: oxidoreductase activity. The record is from RefSeq and is a predicted model, not a curated record. The transcript is spliced from 5 exons. NCBI's taxonomy places the organism in Eukaryota, Fungi, Basidiomycota, Agaricomycetes, Cantharellales, Ceratobasidiaceae.